Symbiodinium necroappetens is the source of this 890-nucleotide messenger RNA. The record is from the annotation of a GenBank genome assembly. NCBI's taxonomy places the organism in Eukaryota, Dinophyceae, Suessiales, Symbiodiniaceae.
GCUUUGAAGGGUCUUGGUGAUCAGAUCGAGGAGGAGAGACGGCGGUACCGCAGUCUUCAGAUGAACCACAUUGACCUCAAGGCCGAGCUCGACCAAGCGCAGCACUCAUCGGCCAAAGUCGAGACAUCGAGCUGGAAGCGCACUGCCAUGAUGGCCAAGCUCACGCGGUUGCAGGAGAAGGUUCACUGCGAUCGGACGAAGCUGGCCGACUCCAGGCGCAAUUUCGAAGUCGAAGAGGCCUGUGCUGCAAGCCUACGACAGGAGCUGGAGGAAGCCGAGGAUCUUCUCUCGCACAGAGACCUUGACCUUUCGGGCUGCGAAGAAAGCUUCUCCGCGACAGAGGGCAUCCUGCAUCAAGCAGAAUCUGAGCUCGAUAGCUGCACAAACGAGCUGAAGGCGAUGACUUCCGAAGACCUGGACAGUCUCCGUCUGGAGAUCGAACGGAAGCGGCAGGCGCUGGCACGUGCGGAGCAGGGCAGUGCUGAUGCCGUUGCCCAGCGCUCGGCCAUCGGUCAGCAGAUGCCGGAGGUGAGCGCUAUGCUCGAGGACCGGCGCCUGGCCGCAGAGAGGGCUGCAGAUGAAGCCGUAGCUGCUGGUGGGGCUGUGUCGACAGCUAUGCAGAAGCUGAAUUCCCUGAGCGAUGAAGCAACAGCUGCUGCACAGGGCCUAGCAGAUCUGGCGACUCGACAGCCACGCGCCUCCCUUUCUCUCACAGGUGCUGCGGCCACUUCUUUGGCUGCUGAUGCAGACCGGCUUCAGAGUCUCAGUGACGAGCUUGGCGCCGCCAAGGCGGAAAGCACGGAAGCAGAGUCUCAGUCCUUGGACCUAGGCCAGCAGGUUCAAGAAGUGAAGUCGGCGAAGGCCAAGGCUUGGAUGGUGCUCCAGCAGCU